This is a messenger RNA of Anarrhichthys ocellatus (wolf-eel), 8293 nucleotides long. It is a transcript of the gene asic4a, whose product is annotated as acid-sensing (proton-gated) ion channel family member 4a. The record is from RefSeq and is a predicted model, not a curated record. The coding region runs from base 491 to 2119 and encodes 542 amino acids. Gene Ontology annotation, cellular component: plasma membrane. Gene Ontology annotation, biological process: sodium ion transmembrane transport. NCBI's taxonomy places the organism in Eukaryota, Metazoa, Chordata, Actinopteri, Perciformes, Anarhichadidae. The transcript has 10 exons. Gene Ontology annotation, molecular function: ligand-gated sodium channel activity.
GCAGGGAUGACCGGGGGAAGUUGCGACUCACGCCAGUGAGGAGGAAAUAAUAAGAAUGUUACCUUCUCAUGAAUUAUUAAGUACACUGUGCCUAUUUUAGUCCGACUGAAAAUGCUGCAUUUUCAUCUGUUGGUCGGAGGCAGUGUGCAAGGUUUUUUUUUAUUUGACAGCUGUAUUACUGCUGAUAAGCGAGACUGUGUGAGCUGAUCAAGUAGUGAGACAAGCGUUCAGAGCAGUAGCAGCACAGCAGCAGCAGCGCUCUAGUCACUAGGAGCCGUGGCGGCAGAAGCAGCAGCAGCAGCACUAUCAGUCACAGCAGAGGCAGCAACGGCAGCAGCAGCAGCAGCAACAAACUCUCCUCUGUCUUUUUCUCUUCUUUCCGGAGUUGCUUCCUGCUCAGGGGACAAAAGCCAAGGAAGUAGGAGAGAAGUGAUCCAGGGCUGACAGCUGCCACCAAAAACAAAACCAAAACGCAGACCUGGCUGCCCCCAUGCCUAUCGAAUUUGUUUGCAAAAUCAAAUUUGCAGAGGAGGAUGAGAAGCAGAAAAGCAAGCAGGAUGGGGACAAGGAGAGCCUGAUCGAGGAGAGCUGCACACCUCCGGCUAAGGACUUGGUCGGGUUUGCUAACUCCUGCUCUCUUCAUGGGAUUAACCACAUCUUUGUCUCUGGUCGCCUGGGCAUCCGGCAGACUCUCUGGGCUCUUGCCUUUCUGACUUCACUGGCACUGUUUCUAUACCACGCGGCUAAGUGUGCCAUCUCUUACCUGGAGCACCCUCAUGUCACGUCUCUGAAUGAAGAGGCGAGCCCAGAGAUGGUUUUCCCCGCUGUGACCAUCUGCAAUAUCAACCGCUUUCGCUUCUCCGCGCUCACCGAUGCCGACAUCUACCACCUGGCUAACUUGACAGGUCUGCCCCCCAAAAACAAGGAUGGGCACAAACCUACUGAUUUGAUGUAUCCUGCCCCUGACAUGCAGGACAUCUUCAACAGGACAGGACAUCAGUUAGAAGAGAUGCUCAAGAGCUGCAAUUUCAGUGGACAGAACUGUUCAGCUGAGGACUUCUCUGUGGUUUACACCAGAUAUGGGAAAUGCUAUACCUUUAAUGGCAACAAGACGACAUCCAGGAAAAGCAAGCAGGGUGGAAUGGGAAAUGGGCUGGAGAUCAUGCUGGAUAUCCAGCAGGAUGAGUAUCUGCCCAUCUGGAGAGAGACAAACGAGACAUCCCUGGAGGCCGGCAUCCGAGUUCAGAUCCACAGUCAGGACGAGCCUCCCUACAUCCACCAGCUGGGCUUUGGCGUCUCUCCGGGCUUCCAGACCUUUGUUUCAUGUCAGGAGCAGAGGCUGACCUAUCUGCCCCAGCCCUGGGGGAACUGCCGCUCCACCAGCAAAGAGAAGUUCCCAGGAUACGACACAUACAGCAUCAGUGCAUGUCGCUUGCUCUGCGAGACCAACGAGGUCCUGCGAGUGUGCAGCUGCAGGAUGGUGCACAUGCCCGGAACUGCAGAUAUCUGCCCUCCCAGUAAAAUCAACUGUGUUGAUAAAGCACUCGCACAGCUACAGAAGAACAGUGGGGAUACCUGUCCAUGCGAGACGCCCUGUAAUCUCACUCGCUACGGUAAAGAGCUCUCCAUGGUCAAAAUCCCCAGCAAGGGCUCUGCCCGCUAUCUCUCCAGGAAAUACGACAAGUCAGAGGAGUACAUCAGAGACAACUUCCUGGUCUUAGAUAUCUUCUUUGAAGCUCUCAACUAUGAAACAAUUGAGCAAAAGAAAGCCUACGAUGUUGCAGGUUUAUUAGGUGACAUUGGUGGACAGAUGGGCUUAUUCAUUGGAGCCAGCAUCCUGACAGUCUUAGAAAUACUGGAUUAUAUCUAUGAGAUGAUCAAGCACCGGCUACAGCAUCUGCUGAGGCCGAAGAAAGAGGAGAAGAAGAACAAGAACAAGCAGCAGACCAGCACUGUUGCAACAGUGGGUCUAGAGGAAAUAAAAGCAAAGCAGGAGCCGAAUGACAUGACACGGAGUCACCCAGAGGGGGCGUACGCCAACACGAUCCUCCCCAACCACCACCACCCUAUCCCACACCCCCAUCACCACCACGGGGUAUUUGAGGACUUCGCUUGCUAGAGCCAACCGUCAUUUCCAGUCCUGGUGACACCAAAAGAUGAAAACCGUCCGUGUUCAGAUCAAUAACGGACCCAUAAUAACGGCAUUUCCGUCGCUCCUUUGCUGUCACCAGUGAAAAGCUACAGCCAAAGUCAAACACCAAACUUGUGCUGCUAACAAAGCACUUGUACGUAUGUAGGCACAAAUUGGACACCGCUUUUUUGUUUUCUCUGGAUGGGACACCUCUCAACUUUGUGCAUCAGGGCCAAUUUUUGGUACAUGAUCACAACAAUGGGACAAGAGGACUGUAUUUCACCUUGACCGUGUUUAUACUCCUAAUGAUUUAUUUAUUCUGCUAGCGUCUCUGAUUUCUUUCUGUCUCUCCAUUUAUCCCUCCAACUGCUCCCCCUACGUCACGGAAAACACACUGUACCAUAUAAAGCCAUUACACUUUCUAAAUUAUGUAAUUAUUUAAAGAGGUACUAUUAUCUAUAUGUUCUAUAUUGUAUACAAGGUGAGCAUACUUACAGAAAGCAAAUCUUACUCAUGUAACAUCCAUCCAAAAUAUGAGGGGAAUUAUUUAGGCUGAACUGUAGACCUUGGCUUUAGAUCUAGCAGCAUCUUUCCACAUGAUACACUUUGUCUGGUUUGUGGUUAAAGGUGUUAGAGAGUAGCAUUGUACCUGUACAUAAAGUCCAACUUUAAAAUGAGAAAGUUCUAAAGUUCUGUUUCAAUGGUUGUCGUUUAUAUUCAGUUAAUAUAUAACUUAUGAAAUAUUAAUUUGAGUUAUUUAUACAUUUUAGGGAAGACUUUUAUAUGACAAUAGCGGUCAUGAUUGUAGCAAAUACUUACACUUACAAUCUGCAGAUAUGUUAGACUGCCAAACAUUAAUACAUUUGUCCAGGUAACAAAAACGGACUGUAUGCAUCGUGACUAUUAUCUCCAUCUUUUCUUUUAUGUGUCCUGCUUUUACCAAGACGACACACAGAUCCUGGAUGAGGAGUGGAUGAUGUCUUCAGUUAUGAAAUGGUUGUACUUAGAUGUUUCUUCUUAUUCAAUUCAUUUCUGCCCACCAUCCACUCUCCACUCUGGUUAGCAUCAUAACUUUGAGCUGACAUAAGCAAUAAGAAACAGAAUUUUAUUUUUUGCCGAGUCAUCUCCUUCAGCUUGUGGGCCCUCUGUAAAAGUGUAGCAGCAAUUUACAGUGUAGACCCGGCAUCAAUGUGUGUGUGUUUGUUUGUUUGUUUGUUUGUUUGCAUGUGCACUUUAACAUUUUGCACACAUGACUGAGCACAUCAGGCUGAUGCGACUCUGGUGGAAAAAAAAGGAAUGUUUGAAAAUCGACAUAGUUAGCAAAAAAAAAGGCGUAGAGUUUUAUUGCAGUAGUAAGGUUGUAAUCUAAUAAAUGUAGAGUUAGGACAGCCAGAGUUGAAAUAUUCUCAGUGGGUAACUUAAUCCUCAAUGGACGGGACAAAGACACAAUAUUUUUUAAGAGCACAAGUUAGCAAAGUGGGAAUGAAAUAUAAAAAUGGAGACUUUCACAUUGAUUCACUCAUAAUCAUGUUUGUCGUUAUCACGGAAAGUCGGCUCGCUCAUUUGCCCUUAUGCACUGCAGGAACUUUAAGAACCUGUAACCCUGACUUCCCAUAAUCUUGUCUUUUAAGAAUUUGUGAGCUUCUUCUUGUGUCACUCUAUAAAUUGAGACGUUUGAGAUUCGCACUGUUAAAAAGGCAGCAACGGUCCCAACUAUACUGUCACAUAAGUGGGACAGACAACAACAGAGGAAGCAGUUAGGGUAUUCAUUUUCUUGCACAUUUAUAGGGCACAGUUGCUGACGACUUUAGAUGGUCUAAAUAACUGCAGGCUAGUACUGACUUUCUAGGACUAGAUUGACAAACUAGGUACUCUAGACAAUUUGGCAUAACUUGACACCUUUCUUUGUCAGUAGAAAGAGUUAACUCGGCCCAAUUUAUUUCCUUCUUUUCUCACCCUCUUUCUUUUAUCAACGGGCUUCAAUCUAAUAUUACUUACAGUACAGGCACACUAUAUUGUACUUUCUUAUUUGUCUUCAUUGAAUAAAUACGUCUGAUGUUGCCCCAUCAUCAACUAAUGUAUUUGGCAAUGCUAGGGUACAAUAAAUUUGAACUACAUAGCAUAGCAUGGCAGCAACUUAUUUGCCAGCAUGCAGCAGUUUGGGCUUCAAAACAUCACAACCUUUUUUGUUGCUAAUUGUCAACACAUUUUGUCGGGCUAAAUUUUAAAGCCCAACCCUAAACUGCACAAAAUCAAGCCAGCUUAAUGCCCCCUAAAUUUUGAUAGGCCUUUGACAAUCCCAUCUGCACGCAAUUCCUAACAUUUGUCUGGGGAAUGUAUGAAAUACUUCACAUUAGAGGAUAUCAUGUUUACAAAUGACAACAUAACUUUUCUGUUAAUUUGAUCGGUGCAUUCUGUUGCCGCAAUAUCUCCAUUCAUCACUUUAACUCACAAUGAGAUUCCACAGUCCUCCAUCUGUCAACUCCCCUCCUCCUGUCAAGUAAUCAUGGGCUAUACAUGGCUGUUUAAUAUUCAUAAUCAUGUGUCACUUUGACAUUUUCAAAAGGUUCCCAAUCACGGUCUCUGAUGGCAUCCUGUACAGGCUAUGCAUAACAAUCUUCUCCUCUGUCAUCAAUAAUUGUAGCUAUCCUCAGACAAGUCACACUGGGGCUGGUGUGUUGAGAUGAAUACUGGGCAGCUUAUCGCUGUAGAGUUGUGUUUGAACGGUCGAGCCUGGAGUUGAUGUAGAAAGGUUUUCGAUCCUCGAGACGCUGCGCACUUUAAAACACAACCCGAUUCAUUUGGAUCACAAAAGCAUUUAAAAACACAGAUAAAUCAAUUACAAAUGGUUGAUUUUACAUCAGCAUGCCGUACGCGUGAGGUGCCACGGGACUGAGUGGUGGGCUGCAAGUCUGUACUGUAGCAAGUCUGUACUGUGGGACAACCUUCCUGCUGACAUGUAGCUCACAUUCCUGGGAUUCCUCAAGCCUCUACUCUUAGCUCCCUUCUUGCACAUCUCUAUGGGUCUAUCUUUUUAUAGCUCCAUGACAUUCAGUCACAUGUAGUGCCAUUUGUGCUUAUUGCAUUAUCUGUAAAAAAGAAACGAUUUAAUCCGACCAGCCACCAAUGUUCAUUUUUGAAGAUCUGUCCUCCUUUUUCAGCCGUUUGUUUUUUGGCUGAGGUCUGAGAGGUCAUCCGAGUAGAGAAAAAAAAUAUGAGUGCAGGGUGACACAAGCAGCCGUCAGGAAUUCCUUCUCAGAAAAACCUUUCCUAAGAAGGAAUUCCAUCACACAUCUGACAGACAAGGAAAUGUACCGUCACUGCAGGAACAAGGAACGCUUACAUUUUGUACAGAUUUGUGAUCUUGUGAUUAUUUCCUCUGUUAAAACACAUUUUAUAAAUGUUAAAUAUGGUAAAUACGAUAACUAUUAAAGUUUAGAUUGGUAAAACCAGUGCCUCCUAAAUCCAAAGCCCAAUUCAAUUUCACAUUGUGUAUUUAUUCUUCACACACUCGACAUGCAUUUCAAUUUUACCACUCACUUUAAAGCCUUUCCACCAUUGCUAUGAAAAGAAAUACAAGGUUACAAAAAGAUUGAAGGCAUUUCAGUGGUAGGUUUCUUUUGGGGGGGGGGGAUAUGGGACGCCUUUGAAAAAGUGUAAUUGUCUAGUUCAGAUAAGUGAUGCGUUUCCUUGAUCAUUCUUCUUAAUGUCUAGCAAUUUGUGUAAUUCUGCUUCUUAAAAUACCCUCCAGGGGAACCCAAAUUGUUGUGAAAACGGAAAACUUCUUGUUUCUAGGGGACUUGAAACCACCGUGUCCCCAUGUGGGAGGAGAAAGUCCUGGGAUCGAACGUAAAACGAAGUACAAAAUAAUGACUUACAAUUAACUCCCAGCUGCUCUGUAGUUAUGUGGUUUUACAGCAUGCCUCAGGGUAGUGCAUACGGACCCUUGAAAUAACUAAAGCUGUUAUUAAGGUUGCAAAAUUUUCCCGUUUUUACCCAACCCAGACAUCAGGAAUACCUCAUUUCUGACAUGGGCAAGAAUGUUCACUGCAGUCCUACUGAGCACACACUGUGAACAUGAAUGAGAAAAGCAAUCGUGUUUGUGUUAGAAAUCUCUAAAUGUUGUUCAGUAACGCUGCUCACCUCAGCGACUGGCAGCCAGUCCUGGUCGAGGACCUGUGCUGCCGACAGUAAACGCGCUCUUUUGCUGACACCUAAAGGACAAACUGCACUUAUGAAUACUAUUUUCCCCCUCCAAAAAAUAAAAUAAACGCAAGAAAAAGAGGAAAUGUGUAUAUUCAAAUACCCUUUAUUUAAAAAUUACAAUAAUUCACAGUUCAUUAGAAAUUACAGCACACAAUUAAAUGUGAUGAGUACUAAUUAAAACGUAUUGCUUUGGUUAUACUCGUACCGAUAUGCAUAAAAUAAUGUAAACCAAUCCAAACAUCAAUGGAAAUCGGAAAAAAAAACAAAAUCGAUGUAUUUGCCCGCUUUUUUAAAAAAUAAUUUACUUGAUUGAAAGGGAGUGUAACAAAAGCAUAUUAUUAAAUUCAUGGUCAAAUGACAUGAUUUUCAAAGCACAAAUUAGGAUACAGUAUAUGUUUGUCACCAAAAAUAAAGUAUCAAUUGCUUGUGUACAUAAAGCUACAAAAGGCUUAAAAAUAGAAUCUAUAAAAUAUUUAUAUACAGAGAAUGUCAUGAAAGCCUCUGUUAGUGCGGAAGUCUUCAGAAUCUGCAUAAUUCAUAGAGAAAUGACAAAUGAAAAAGUUAUGAACAAAAUACUUGAGACGUGCCCCUCGACGGUGGCUGUUUUAACAACACAAGGUGAUUAAUCUGCCACGUCCACAGAAGGCAGACACGACGCAGAUCAACCACAAUAACUUCAUAUUGUAAUCUAAGCCCUUCAUCUUUCACAGUGGUUUUUGGAAGAUUCAGUUUCCAAUUUGCGCACAGCAUUAGUGUCGUACUCGUUCUGCUCUCGUCAAGAAAGAGAUGCGUUAUAAAAGAAAUGACCUCCGUGGUCUUUGGUCACAUGGCAGAAAAUACAGCAAACGGUGUCGAGGAUCACCACUUCCAAUAAGUAAGUUUGCAUUCAAUUAAAGUUAAAUAAAAUGCCUUAAUUUGACGUAUUUCAAAGUAAAUUUGAUGAAAAGUGUCUAGUGUCAGUAAAAUACAUUAAAAGGUCUUGUCAAUUACAGUGUAUUUACUUAACAUUGAACGGAAAGCAGUCUAACUUUAUGUAAUGUCGUGAACAGUAUUGUGGUAAACGCACUGCUCUACUUACAGCAAAUGUCUUUGCCCUCCAUCAGACAUCAAGACAGUUGUGUUAUCUGUAAUAUUGCACAUUAUAAACAUACUAACAUCUUUCUUGUGUCCAGUACAGCUACCGCCACCACUCAGUAAAGUAGAAAAAGGCCUCCCAUUGGACUGCACUGCAACUGGGUUAAGCCACCAUUUCUAAAGCUGAGCUCACCAUUCAAUAACUUACAAAAACUUUAGCAAUACAGUCCCCAAAAAUACUUUGGAACAUUUAAACAUCUUAGUAUUAAAACCGCCUGCUAUUCUUGAUGUUUCAUACAUUCUUAAAUUUCCAUCAUUUCUAAACUAAUUAAAUCCUGUUUUAUGAGGACUCACCCGGGCAAUCACUGCAGACAUUUACCAAGGUGAUUUCUUUCCCCCCAUUAUUCAUAAAUUCUCCUUUGUCUCCCUGCAUGUGAAUUUUCUUGCAACAUCAAAAGGUUUCAUGGAGAAAACUUGAAGUCGUGUGCAGACUGCUGGAAUACACUAGUCUGCAUCUAUGACCUCUGAAGACACUCUCGACCAAGUCCCUCCCUGCUUUGAGGCACGUACACAACCUGCGGAUGGUCGGGAUCUUGAUAUUUCCGAGACACCUUUAAAUAAAAUUGUAGGUUGACCGACUACCCAUUCAGUUCUCCCAGCUGUGUAACAUUACUUUAUCCACAGUGAAAGCUGAUACCUCCCACCUGUUCAGAACUAUUAUUCAUCUUUUAGGUACGAAUGAAAAAUGUGCAUCACCUGAAGGGGUGAACUGCAAAACAUAAAGAUCAUUUAAAAACAGUCAGCAUAUGACAAGUCAGUGUCAAGGCACAUACAGUAAAGAUGCGCUUUUGUAAAAACUCAAAUUAGUAAAUAUCAAAAGCA